UUUUAAAAAUUAAAUAAAUGCAAUAAUAUUAAUUGAAAAAAUAUGACAAAAUCUUGUCCGGUUUUGGGUUGUAAAUCAAUUCGUGCUAAAGGUUCGCUGCAUUUUUUUCGGUUCCCGAAGGUUUCAAAGAAAUUUGGAGAUGUUGGUCGACUUUGGUCAGAGUUCACAAGAAGAAAGAACUACAAAGUCCUGACAGACAGAUUCUGUCAGCUACAUUUUGAUGAUGAGUGCUUCAAAAAGGGCCCGAAAGGUACUUUAAGACUGAAAAAGGGCUCAGUUCCUACAAUUUAUUAUAAGAAUGGAGAAAAAAUUGUGGUCCCAUUUAACCAAGAAUACCAAAAAUAUCACGGACCAGAAGCUGAACGACUCUUCGAAGAGACUGAAAAGUCUGUCAUGAAUCACGAAAAAGAACUGAUUAAUUUACGGUACAAAAAACUCAGAGAAUUGAAGAAUCUUUGUCGAUUCUGUUUUAUGAACAGCAGGGAUGCUAAAUGUAUUGAUAUGUCAGUCUUAGCUUCCUACUCAAUAGACUCGAAUGACAUGUUAAUUGCUAUGGGAUGCAGCAAUCAAUACAACUCAACAUUUAGUGACAUUAUUUGUGAGACGUGCUUGCUGAAAGUCAUCGAUUUUUACAAUUUUAAAAAGAAAUGCAAUGAUGAGCAGCGUGAAUUGCUGGCAGAACUUGAGGAACUUGACAGGAAGAUCCACAAAGUUCAGAAAACUAAGAGAAAAGCAACCGACUCGCUUCCAUGGUUUAAAGUUGAGAUUAGUGAGGAACCUGAAGAUUUCCAGCAUUCUCUGCUAUUCAAUUCAACAGCACAUGAGUCAAUUGUGAUGCUGAGUGAAAGCUUUGGCAGUUCCGAUGCUGCAAUUUGUCACAUUACAGUUAAGGAAGAAGACGAACCUGAAAAUGAGGAAUAUCUUGAGGACAACUUGCAGAGUGAUGAUGAAAUUCAGGCAAUCAUUGAAAAUUCAUACCCAGAACAUGAACCUAAAUUGGAACCACAAGUUAAGCCACAAAAGGAGUCAAAACGAGAAAGCUACAAGGACAGGUACUUCGAAUGCUUCUUUUGUCGUCAAAAAAUCCUCAGUCGAAUCGCUUGGCUUAAGCACAAAUGUCCUGUAAAGGAGAGGCAAUGUGAUGUCCCAAAUUGCGGAAAAGUCUUUGGAUCCCAUAAAGGCUAUGCCAUUCAUAUCGUAAGAUUCCAUGGAAUGCCAAAGAUCUGUUCACAUUACUGUCCUGGAUGUAAGACUUAUUAUCAAAUGAAUGCCUUCGAUUACAAGGAACACAUUAAGAUAUGUGAGAACAACAAGACAGCAUCAGAAGAGCCAAUUAAGUGUGAAAUUUGUAAAAAGAUCUGUAAGAACCUUGAAGCAUAUUCAGCACAUAAGUUGUUCCAUGCAACUGAAAAAUUGGUCGAAAGUGUCGAUGAGAAUGGCGUAAAGACCUUCCUGAAACCAAAAGUUCAAGAAAAAACAAAAGUUUGUGACUUGUGUGGAAAAACUUACUUCCGUAGCCUUCGUGAGCACAAGCAGAACGUCCAUUUAGUUGACUUUACCGGUGACAUGUAUUUUUGUGAUUUAUGUCCAGUCAAGAAGCCUACGCGACGAUUGAUUUUUGAUCAUAUGAAGUCUGUGCACAUUAUUGACUGGCACAGGUGUCAAACAUGCUUAAAAGACUUUAAAUCUAAAAGACUUCUUGCUCGUCAUAUUUUGUACAUGCACGAGCGUCAUAGGCUGAAUAUCCGUUGUCAUAUUUGCCCUAACAAGCCGGGAUUCUCAGCAACAAUAUAUUUGGAACAGCACAUGAGAAAGCAUCAUGGCGAACAGACAGCAUCGCAGUUGAACAGACUGAAAUGUGAUUUUGGAUUUUGUGAUGCAACAUUCUCGAAUCAAAAGACUCUCGAUCAACAUAAAGUAAAAAUGCAUGGCUAUUAUUUUCAAUAAAAUAUUUAUUUUAAGUGAAUAAAGUUUUUAAUUUUCCACAUAAA
Chironomus riparius is the source of this 1991-nucleotide messenger RNA. Lineage: Eukaryota; Metazoa; Arthropoda; Insecta; Diptera; Chironomidae. The record is from the annotation of a GenBank genome assembly.